This is a messenger RNA of Ramularia collo-cygni, 2460 nucleotides long. RefSeq lists its product as uncharacterized. NCBI's taxonomy places the organism in Eukaryota, Fungi, Ascomycota, Dothideomycetes, Mycosphaerellales, Mycosphaerellaceae. The coding region runs from base 1 to 2460 and encodes 819 amino acids. The transcript is spliced from 5 exons. The record is from RefSeq and is a predicted model, not a curated record.
AUGUCCGCCGCCUACCCGGUAGGCACCUUUGUUCCAAGCAGAUUCGAUGGAGGGCUGGUGGCUGCCUCGUACUUUGCCAGUCUUUGUGGGUGUCUUCUUACCAUUGAAAUCCUUCAUCGUCGAGGCACAUCAAUCAAAAGCUUGAGGAGCUGGCUCGAGAGUUUUACCUGUGCAACAUCCAUGGGCUUGGUCGGUGUCUGGUGUAUGCACUUUAUUGGGAAUCGUGCCAUUAUUCUCGGGGAUAUCAAAGCCAACGUUGAGCAACUCUCCUACGGUGUUGGCUUUACCACCUUGUCAGUCUUACUGCCUGUGAUGGGCCUCACGGUCGCCUUUUCCACCGCCGAAUUGACGUCGAGCUCUACAACGAUACGCUGGAUCUCACUUGUAUGCGCGGGAACUUUUGCAGGGCUUUCGGUUGUUGGCAUGCAUUACGUUGGCAACCUUGGUGUUCGAAACUACCAUCUCAUCUACAGCAAAAUGUACAUCCUGGCAUCGGUUUUGAUCGCGGUGGGAGAUUGUCUUGCAGUCUUGGUUCUGUUUUACCAGCUACGAGAGCAGUGGAUCAACCUGUGGUGGCGACGCUUUAUGUGUGCGGUGCUUCUUGCUGGCGGCGUGUCGAGUAUGCAUUUUGUUGGAUCUACCAAUUGCAGAUAUGUGUAUGUGAGGUCCGCGGGACCAAAUGCCAAUGGAUCCAGGAACGUUCAAGUCAUUGUUGCUGGAGCACUGUGUGGAGCAACUGCUUUGGUCAUCUUGAUUGGGUUGAUUCUUAUCCGUCGGCAUGACCGUCACACGCAACGUCGGUCUCAAAAAGUUAUGCUCUCGUGUGCGAUGUUUUGUCCGGAAGGAAAAGUUUUGGUCACUCCAGAAGGAAUUCUGCCUGCACGAGAGAUUACGGACAAGUUCAAUCACCGCACUUUUGACGAGGAAUUCGACACGGCACACCCGGUAUUCCAAUGGAUAUUUCGAGUCAGCCGUAACUGGGCCGGAGUGAUGGACCUUAUACCAAAGAUGAAAAGUCACCUUGGAGCACAGAGGAAUGGCGGUGUUGAUGAUUCUCGGCUCACCAGCUCACAAUCAAGUGCAAUCUACGACACUGAGACAUACCACGACUAUGAAGUCAUCUUCCGAGAAAUGUUUUGCGUAGCUGCUGCUUCAAUAGCCGCCUCGAUUCAUAUGCCAAUGGACAAGCUCGGGGUGAUUUACGACAAGAUCAUUGAGACUGGAACAUUGACAUGUGAGGAAAAGACGAGCCGGCGGUUCCGGACCAGGAGGAGGUCGCUAGUGGAUGUUGAAGCUGCACUGAGGCAGAGCGUUUUCGGCAAAGGUCAGCUCAUGCUCCUCACCCGUAUGUUGACGACAGAUGAGGUGCAUAAGCUGGAGAACGGGGGCUUCAAGUUUGCGUUUGUUGACCAUGUCGGUCGAAGCAUUGCCCACGCGAUGCAGAUCCCGCAGCGCACGCUGGAAGCGCACUUUWUCAGACUGAGGCGCUAUGCGGAUGAUGCUCGACGGGAAGAGAAGUCUGGAACGUGGUUGAGUUGCUUUGCGAUGAUUCCAAAGCCGAAUGGAAAAGGCUUCGAUGUUGCAGUGAAGAAGGAUUCUCCAGAUCAACUCCCUGAUGUCGCACUACUCCCCGGGCAGCCGACACCCGAGCAGGCUGCAACGUUGGAUCAGCUGGAUGGGCUUCGAGUCAGCCAGAUUGCAGCAAAGUUUGACGAUCCGAAUGGAAUGUAUGGCUCUCAUCUGGAUAAUGAAGCCCGGCGAUUCGUGGAUACAUUCCACCAGUCCAUGUUGAGUCUGAUGCUUGCCUUGCCAAAGGAAUGGACCAGCGAGGCUCGAUUCUGGUCGAAACGACUCACUCCACAUUACUGCCGUUCCCCAACGACCUUGUACGCAUUCACCGUCAUGGGGAAUAUGCAUACUCAUCUCCCACACGACAGUGAUUUAAGCCGUGUUCCCAGAACCUUUUUCGAGACUCGCCAUCGAUGUUAUCCCGGAUCUCCCGAUCAUGCCCUACUGGCCAAAGAAAUUCAUGCCAUGUUCGCGCCAAUAUUCGCCCGCAAGAUUGCGAAAUCUCGCCCUGUCAACCGACUGCACAAGCUCUCGAAUGCUAUUGGAGGGAGAAUCUCACCCAUUGCUAAGCUUUCCACCUCUGGGCGAACCAGCUCCAGCUCAGAGGAAAGUAUGGUGGAGAGGGAAGAGGGCGAACAUGUAGAUCAUGCGAGAGCAGCAGAGAAAAAGUACGAGAACAAUAAUCUCGGGGGGAUACUUGUUGACACCAAGACGAUGGUCAAGACGGAUAGCAAGGUUACAACUCCUUUUGAUAGCUCGGAACCCACGAAGCAUCUGGGGAGUAUUGUGGCUGUUGGGGUUGUGAAGCCUGAGAGGACUUUUGCCGAUGAGCUUGUUGGGAUUACAAGGGCGAGGUUUAUGCCUGCUUCGACUAGGUCGACUUCCUAUUGA